AUUUGGAUUCUUGACACUGACGUUUCUGUAACACGUAGUCUGCUGAUAAAUUGUAGGUUAAAAUAUCGUUACUCUGCUUGAAUUUUGCAUGGAAUGUUUUGCUUUGUAAAAGAACAAUUAAACUUUAGGAAUUACGUAUUUCAAUUUUUUAUCGUUGUGCAUUAGUUGGAUAAAUUUAGACAGGAAACCGGUAGAAAUGGCUGCAAUAGAACAGCCGUGCUAUACCAUCAUUAAUGCCCCUUUAAUGGCCGAGCCCUAUAACGAAAUGCAGCUUAAAAUGGAUCUGGAGAAGGGUGAUGCAAAGGUUAAAAUAGAAGCCCUCAAGAAGACAAUUCACAUGAUUUUGGCAGGAGAGAAGCUUCCCAACUUGUUAAUGACAAUUAUUCGAUUUGUUCUUCCAUUACAAGACCAUACAGUGAAGAAACUAUUAUUAAUUUUCUGGGAAAUAGUUCCUAAAACAACCCCCGAUGGAAAAUUACUUCAGGAGAUGAUUCUUGUAUGUGAUGCUUACAGAAAAGACCUACAACAUCCAAAUGAAUUUGUUAGAGGUUCCACUUUAAGGUUUCUUUGUAAGUUAAAAGAACCUGAAUUGCUGGAACCUUUGAUGCCAGCUAUUCGUGCAUGCUUGGAACAUCGUCAUUCAUAUGUUAGAAGAAAUGCUGUUCUAGCCAUUUUUACUAUUUAUCGGAAUUUUGAGUUUUUAAUCCCUGAUGCUCCAGAGCUGAUAUCAACAUUUUUAGAUGGGGAACAGGAUAUGUCUUGUAAACGCAAUGCAUUCUUAAUGCUUCUCCAUGCAGAUCAAGAAAGAGCAUUGGCAUAUCUCACUUCUUGUUUAGAUCAAGUUAAUUCUUUUGGUGAUAUUCUUCAGCUAGUUAUUGUGGAAUUAAUUUAUAAGGUCUGUCAUGCAAAUCCAUCAGAGAGAUCACGUUUUAUAAGAUGUAUCUAUAGUCUUCUAAAUUCUAAUAGCCCUGCAGUUAGAUAUGAAGCUGCAGGUACCUUAAUUACACUUUCAACAGCUCCGACAGCUAUUAGAGCAGCUGCUAGCUGCUACAUAGAACUUAUAGUAAAAGAGAGCGAUAAUAAUGUAAAAUUAAUUGUCCUUGACCGAUUAAUUGCAAUACGUGAACAUCCUUUGCAUGAAAAAGUUUUACAAGAACUUGUCAUGGAUAUAUUGCGGGUCCUGUCCAGUCCUGACCUAGAAGUAAGGAAGAAGACUCUGAAGUUGGCUUUAGACUUGGUUUCAUCAAGAAAUAUUGAAGAAAUGGUUCUUGUAUUGAAGAAAGAAGUUUCCAAAACACAUGAUGCCGAACACGAAGAUACCGGAAAAUACCGUCAACUUCUCGUUAGAACGCUUCAUUCAUGUUGCAUCAAGUUCCCAGAUGUUGCUCCCAAUGUAAUUCCCACUCUUGCCGAAUUUCUUUCAGAUAGUAACGAGCUAGCCGCUACAGAUGUAUUGGUGUUUGUUCGAGAAGCUAUUCAAAAGUUUGAAAAUCUACAACCACUUAUUAUUGAGAAAUUACUAGAGUCGUUUAAAGAUAUAAAAUCGUCAAAAGUGUAUCGGGCUGCUUUGUGGAUACUGGGAGAGUAUGCUACAAGUAAAGCAGACAUUGAAGCAGUUUUGCAACAUGUUCACCAAACGUUAGGGGAAGGUUCAAUUCUAGAAGCUGAACAGAAACUAAAUGCUGGUGAAAUUCCCUCAGAUGGAACUCAAGGCUCUACAACCUCCUCAGUUUCUACUUUGGUUACUUCUGAUGGGACAUAUGCUACCCAAUCGGCAUUUAGUACCAUUCAGAAAACGAAGAAAGAAAAACGUCCUCCUUUACGUCAGUAUUUCAUGGAUGGGGACUUCUUUAUUGGAGCUGCUUUAGGAACAACUUUGACCAAGCUGGCACUUCGUUAUAGAAAAUUUUCUGAUAAUGUCAAAAGAAAUCGAUUCGAAGCUGAUAUAAUGCUUCUCAUUGCAAGUAUUAUUCAUUUAGGAAAGUCAGGUCUACCCUCGAAAGCAAUCACUAACGACGACGUGGAUCAUUUACUCUUCUGUUUGAAAGUUCUAUCAGAUGGAACUCAAACUAUAGUCGAUGUUUUCUGUAGAUUUUGUAGGGAGGCCUUGAAUGACAUGCUUGUUGCUAAAGAGGUCGAAGAUGAAGCAAUUUUAUCUAAAGUGAAGAACAAAAUUGCCAACAAAAUUCAUGCUGAUGAUCCAGUGUCGUUCAUGCAAUUCGAAACUGACAAGAAUGAAUUGGGCGAGAAUGUGUUUGAAACAGCUUUGGCCCAAGCUUUGAUAGGAGGACGAACUUCUACAGCUGAUUCCACAUCCACAUCGAUUAGUAAACUAAAUAAGAUAACACAACUGACUGGAUUUUCUGAUCCUGUAUAUGCAGAAGCCUUUGUUCACGUCAAUCAGUAUGAUAUUGUUUUGGAUGUGCUGAUUGUGAACCAGACAAACGACACACUACAGAAUUGUACCCUGGAACUGGCCACAUUGGGUGAUUUGAAACUUGUUGAAAAGCCACAACCCGUUGUACUAGCCCCUAAAGAUUUUUGUAAUAUAAAAGCCAAUGUUAAAGUGGCAAGCACAGAAAAUGGUAUCAUAUUUGGCAAUAUUGUCUAUGAUGUCACUGGCGCUGCUUCUGACAGGAACGUGGUCGUAUUAAAUGACAUCCACAUUGAUAUCAUGGACUAUAUUGUCCCAGCAAGUUGCUCCGAUGCCGAAUUCAGACAAAUGUGGGCGGAGUUUGAGUGGGAAAAUAAAGUUUCUGUUUCGACAACCAUUACAGAUCUGGCCGAAUAUUUGCAACACCUUAUAAAGAGCACAAACAUGAAGUGCUUAACACCAGAAAAAGCACUAUCGGGACAAUGUGGAUUUAUGGCUGCUAAUAUGUAUGCAAAAUCCAUUUUUGGUGAAGAUGCAUUGGCUAAUUUAAGUAUCGAGAAGCCUUUUAACAAACCUGACGCCCCCGUCACAGGACACAUACGGAUCAGAGCCAAGAGUCAGGGAAUGGCGCUUAGUUUAGGAGACAAAAUCAACAUGACUCAGAAAACCCAACAGCAAAACAAGGUGGUUGCUGGUUAAUUGGUAAUUUCUAUAAUUUGAAUACAAUUGCUAUUUAAGUUUAUUUAGGCUUUAUUGUAGGAGAACAUGUGCAUUUUAUAUUAUAUUGCAGUAUAAACAUAAAUAUCUGCUGUAAAUAAAUAUAUUAACAACUCUAA
This is a messenger RNA of Agrilus planipennis (emerald ash borer), 3210 nucleotides long. It is a transcript of the gene betaCOP, whose product is annotated as coatomer subunit beta. Gene Ontology annotation, biological process: intra-Golgi vesicle-mediated transport; endoplasmic reticulum to Golgi vesicle-mediated transport; intracellular protein transport. NCBI's taxonomy places the organism in Eukaryota, Metazoa, Arthropoda, Insecta, Coleoptera, Buprestidae. Gene Ontology annotation, cellular component: cytoplasm; COPI vesicle coat. The record is from RefSeq and is a predicted model, not a curated record. Gene Ontology annotation, molecular function: structural molecule activity. Bases 197 to 3073 code for a protein of 958 amino acids. The transcript is spliced from 6 exons.